Molecule: messenger RNA, 1937 nt
Organism: Diospyros lotus (date-plum)
Lineage: Eukaryota; Viridiplantae; Streptophyta; Magnoliopsida; Ericales; Ebenaceae
Product: pyruvate dehydrogenase E1 component subunit alpha-3, chloroplastic-like
Exons: 3
Coding region: 284-1606 (440 amino acids)
Biological process (GO): pyruvate decarboxylation to acetyl-CoA
Cellular component (GO): intracellular membrane-bounded organelle
Molecular function (GO): pyruvate dehydrogenase (acetyl-transferring) activity
Source: RefSeq, a predicted model, not a curated record
CCCUCCUCGCCCUUUCCCAUUUUCAUUUUAAUUUUCUUCAAACUAACAAAACAUGAAAAUGAUGAUGAUAUAAUCAAAGUUCCCAACGCCCUGGGCGGCUCUCUCUCUCUCCUCUCUCUCUCUCUCUCCUUGUUUUCUCCGCCAUCUUCACCCACUUUCUUCAUCCCCCCCCCUCUCUCUCUCUGUAUAUAUAUAUAUAUAUAUAUAUCUGCAAGGCAAGAGCACACAGAGAGCACUUCAUUCAUUCAAAUUCUUCAUUCAAUCUCCCCCAGUUUGGACGGCAAUGUCUUCCUGUUCAUCUUUCUCGGCUGCAACCAAAAUCAUCCAACCUCUCAACUUCCCCACCAGAUCUCCCGACAAUGCUCUGUUCGAUCCCCUCAAACCCAAAACCACCAUUACCUCCUCUUCUUUCCUUGGAUCUUCCACCCACAGAUUCCGCUUCUUCGACAAGAAGCCCCACCCCCGCCAUAGAUCCCGCCCCGUCCUCGCUGUUCUCAAGGAAAAGCAGAAGAAUCUCAAUUCGUCCACCGCCUCUCUUCCCAAUCUGCUGAUCACGAAAGAGGAAGGGCUGGAGCUGUACGAGGACAUGGUUCUGGGUCGAGCAUUCGAGGACAUGUGCGCCCAGAUGUACUACAGAGGCAAGAUGUUCGGAUUCGUCCAUCUCUACAACGGCCAGGAAGCCGUUUCUACCGGAUUCAUCAAACUUCUCAAGAACGAGGAUUGCGUUGCCAGCACCUACCGCGACCACGUUCACGCCCUGAGCAAAGGGGUCCCUGCUCGCGCUGUCAUGAGCGAGCUCUUCGGCAAGACCACCGGCUGUUGCCGUGGCCAGGGCGGUUCUAUGCACAUGUUCUCCAAAGAACACAAUCUUCUCGGAGGCUUUGCCUUCAUCGGCGAGGGCAUUCCGGUUGCCACUGGCGCAGCCUUCACUUCCAAGUACCGGAGGGAGGUGUUGAAGGAGGCUGAUUGUGAUCAUGUCACUCUCGCCUUCUUUGGUGAUGGGACUUGCAACAAUGGCCAGUUUUUUGAAUGUUUGAAUAUGGCCGCCUUGUGGAAGUUGCCGAUUGUGUUUGUUGUGGAGAACAAUUUGUGGGCAAUUGGGAUGUCCCAUUUGAGGGCUACUUCGGAUCCCAAGAUCUGGAAGAAGGGCGAGGCUUUUGGAAUGCCCGGAGUUCAUGUUGAUGGAAUGGACGUGUUGGAGGUGAGAAAGGUGGCCAAGGAGGCUAUCACCAGGGCUAGGAGAGGAGAUGGCCCGACUCUGGUUGAAUGCGAGACCUACAGGUUCAGAGGACACUCUUUGGCUGAUCCCGAUGAGCUUCGUGACCCGAAUGAGAAAGCUUGUUAUGCUGCUAGAGAUCCAAUCGCUGCCUUGAAAAAAUACAUGAUUGACAAUAAUCUGGCCAGCGAAGCGGAGUUGAAAGCAAUAGAGAAGAAGAUAGACGAGGUGGUAGAGGAUGCAGUGGAGUUUGCAGAUAGCAGCCCUCCACCGCAUCGCAGCCAGCUAUUGGAGAAUGUGUUUGCGGACCCAAGAGGUUUCGGUAUCGGCCCUGAUGGGAAAUACAGAUGCGAGGAUCCAAAAUUCACUGAAGGAACUGCUCAUGUCUAAUCUUGUGAUUUGUAGAAUUUUGGAGUUUGCUUCUGAUUCAUUGUUCUAAUGUGGUUUUGGAAUACAACAUAGCAAUAACUAGCUUAAUUUCUUGUCGCUAUGUAUUUCUUUUACUAUUAUAUUAUAUAGCAGGUUGUGCUGUAGAGGCUGUGUUUUUUGUUGCUAAUUUCAUUUUUGUAAGGAUGCCAAGAGCAUACCUCUUUUAUGUCCGUACUUCCAAAGUGUUAGCUACGUUAAAGCUGAAACUUAAAUCUGGAAAAGUUUGAACAAUGCAUGUAAUAGAUAGUUAGCAAUUGCUUCUUCUAAGGAAACAUAACUUCGCAUUGGAUUA